Messenger RNA from Drosophila elegans, 2126 nucleotides. Its product is annotated as esterase B1. The record is from RefSeq and is a predicted model, not a curated record. The coding region runs from base 212 to 1903 and encodes 563 amino acids. Gene Ontology annotation, molecular function: cholinesterase activity. The transcript is spliced from 4 exons. NCBI's taxonomy places the organism in Eukaryota, Metazoa, Arthropoda, Insecta, Diptera, Drosophilidae.
UGUUGCUGAACGCUCUUGAAGAGCGCUGUGUUUGUACCGCUCGCCAUUUACCGCCCGUUACUCCAGCCGGUUGUGCCUACUUUGUGCUUCUAGUUUGUUGUGACACUUUUCCGGAAUCGGUGCCCGUUAUCGAAGCGUGUAUAGCGUUACCAUCAAUUACCUGUGGGUUUUUCGGUGUUAAUGAAAAAGAGUGCGCGAAGAGACAUCCGAAAUGGCUACGCGCUUUAUGGAUAUGGUGAAGCUGACCUUUAAGGUGCUCAGUUUUAAGUACGAACAGCGCAAGUUGGCCACUGCAAUCUAUUCUGUGAUAAAGACCAAGCUGGGACCUGUGCGCGGAGUGAAACGGAACACAAUCUGGGGAGGAAGCUACUACAGUUUUGAGAAGAUACCCUUCGCCAAGCCGCCAGUGGGAGCGCUUCGAUUCAAAGCCCCCCAGCCAGUGGAGCCAUGGGACCGGGAAUUGGACUGCACUUCGGCGGCAGAAAAGCCCCUGCAGACACACAUGUUUUUCAGGAAGUACGCGGGCUCUGAAGAUUGCCUGUACCUAAAUGUAUAUGUCAAAGAUCUGCAACCGAAUAAACUGCGUCCCGUUAUGGUUUGGAUCUACGGAGGAGGAUUUCAGGUUGGAGAAGCCUCCCGAGAUAUGUACAGUCCCGAUUUUUUCAUGUCGAAGGAUGUGGUUAUAGUCACGGUGGCCUAUCGACUAGGUGCUCUGGGCUUCCUUAGCUUGGACGAUCCUCAAUUGGAUGUGCCCGGAAACGCCGGUCUCAAGGAUCAAAUCAUGGGCCUUCGCUGGGUGCAGCAAAAUAUCGAAGCUUUCGGUGGUGAUCCCAACAAUGUAACACUCUUUGGCGAAAGUGCCGGAGGAGCCUCCACUCACUUCCUCACACUAAGUCCCCAAACCGAGGGACUCAUCCACAAAGCUAUCGUGAUGUCGGGCAGUGUUCUGUGUCCCUGGACGCAACCGCCGAAAAACAAUUGGGCCUAUCGUCUGGCCCAGAAACUGGGGUACACUGGUGACAAUAAGGACAAAGCCAUUUUCGAGUUUCUGCGAUCAGUGAGUGGCGGGGAAAUUGUCAAGGCUUCCGCCGCAGUCCUCACCAAUGACGAAAAGCAUCAUCGGGUUUUGUUUGGCUUUGGACCGGUUGUAGAACCCUAUACCACCGAUCACACGGUGAUCGAUAAGUCGCCCCACGAGGCAAUGCAGAGUAGUUGGAGCCACAGGGUGCCCAUGAUGUUCGGAGGCACCAGUUUCGAAGGCCUGCUCUUCUACCCAGAGGUUUCAAGGCGUCCUGCCACCUUGGAUGAGGUGGGAAACUGCACAAACUUACUGCCGAAAGAUCUAAGCCCCAAUUUGGAUCCCAAACUACGAGAAAACUAUGGCCUGCAGCUGAAGAAAGCCUAUUUCGGCGAUGAGUCCUGCAAUCAGGCCAACAUGAUGAAGUUCCUCGAACUCUGCUCGUACCGCGAAUUUUGGCACCCUAUAUACAGGGCAGCUUUAGCUCGAGUCCGCCAGUCCAGUGCACCAACCUAUCUGUACCGAUUCGACCACGAUUCUAAGCUAUGCAACGCCAUUAGGAUCGUCCUUUGUGGCCAUCAGAUGCGAGGUGUUUGCCAUGGCGACGAUCUCUGCUAUAUAUUCCACAGCAUGCUGUCACACCAAUCUGCCCCCGAGUCCAUAGAACACAAGGUGAUCACCGGAAUGAUCGACGUGUGGACGGCUUUCGCCGCCAACGGUGAUCCAAACUGCGAAAGCAUUAAGUCCCUGAAAUUCACCCCCCUCGAAAACGAAACGGAUUUCAAGUGUCUCAACAUUGGCGAGCAGUUUGAAAUGAAGGCACUCCCUGAAUUGCUAAAGAUUGAAACUGUUUGGAACAAUUUUUAUGCCCCAAAUGAACUAUAGAUGCAGUGCAUCAAUAAGAGGAUUUGAAAGCUUUAACUGUCUUAAAUGCAUGAAUUUGGAUGAUCUUAGAUUGUGUGAAUACGUUGUACAUACGUUUUGGUUAUUUAAGUGUUUGAGAUGUUUGUUGUUCAAUUUGAAAAUGCUGUUUUAGGUUUACCAUGACAUAGAAUUAAUUUCACAGGGCACAAAAUUAAUAAAAUAAAUGUUUUACAACUACAAAAAA